Messenger RNA from Sclerotinia trifoliorum, 1349 nucleotides. NCBI's taxonomy places the organism in Eukaryota, Fungi, Ascomycota, Leotiomycetes, Helotiales, Sclerotiniaceae. The record is from the annotation of a GenBank genome assembly.
GCAGAACACAACAUCAAGUAAUUUACAUUUAAUUCACCAACCUCCACAAAAAAUCCUUCAGACCGUCCUUCCCAUUUACUUCCUACCCACAUCCUCAUUUCAUUACUUCAAAAUACAACCAUGAACGUAUGCCGUUUCCCCCCCUCUUAUCUCCCUCUACCAAACUAACCAUCCUCCUCAGAUCGUCGAAUGGGCUUUUGGAAAGCGCAUGACGCCAGCCGAGCGCCUGCGAAAACAUCAACGAUCACUGGAGAAAACGCAACGGGAACUCGAUCGCGAGCGCAUGAAGCUAGAAAAUCAGGAGAAGAAAUUGAUUCAGGAAAUUAAGAAAAGUGCGAAGAAUGGACAGAUGGGAGCGGCUAAAAUUCAGGCGAAGGAUUUGGUGAGGACGAGGAGAUAUGUUGAGAAGUUUUAUAGUAUGAGGACACAGUUGCAGGCGAUUAGUUUGAGGAUUCAGGUAUGUUUUGGAAGGGAGAGGGAGGGAAGGGGUGUUGUUUGGGGAAUUGGGGAACGUAGGAGGAAUGGAGGCAUGUGAUAGGAUGAUGGCUAAUUACUUGGGUGAUUAGACGGUUCGAACGAAUGAGCAGAUGAUGCAGGCGAUGAAAGGGGCGACGGGAGUUCUAGGAAGUAUGAACAGAAGCAUGAAUCUACCUGCAUUACAGAGAAUCGCUAUGGAAUUCGAGAAUGAUAUUAUGGAUCAGAGGCAAGAAAUGAUGGAUGAUGCGAUUGAUGAUGUAACGGGAUUGGAAGAUGAGGAAGAAGGAGAGGAGAGAUCUUGGAGAGAUUGGGAUUGAUUUGAAAGCUGCGAUGGGUGAGACUCCUCAGGGAUUGCAGAGUUCGAUGGUUCCUGAGGGGAGGGUUGGUGGCGGUGGGGUGGGGGUGGGGGUUCCUGGGUGAUGAUGAUUUGCAGGCGAGACUUGAUAGUUUGAGGAGGGAUUGAUGAGGGAGUGCUUGUUUGUUUGUUUGUUUGUUUGUUUGUUCGUCUGAGGAGGGAUUGAGGAGGGAUUGGUUAGGAAGUGGAAAUCCAUCCAUCGAGAGGAGGAUCAUAAGCAAAUCGACAUCUGCAAGAAGAGAAAACCAUUUAUUGCCAUCAAAGCUGAAAUGGGAAGGAUACAUUGUAUUCGUUAAAUAGUAGACUCACGACUUUUAUAUCGGCGUUAGUUACAGAGUGUGUGGGAGGCGUUUCCAUUCAUGUAUCUAUCUAUUUCCUUGGAGAUUUGUGGAUUGGGGCAUCAGAAAUUCACAUCGUCUUCACUAAAUGCACAUGGGAGGGAAGGGAAAGGGAAGGGAAGCUUAGGAGUUUUGGGAGUAUCGCUUUUAUUUUUUGUUAUUUGGUGUUUUCGUACAGU